This is a messenger RNA of Harmonia axyridis, 5235 nucleotides long. It is a transcript of the gene Ser, whose product is annotated as protein jagged-1b. The record is from RefSeq and is a predicted model, not a curated record. Gene Ontology annotation, cellular component: plasma membrane; protein-containing complex. NCBI's taxonomy places the organism in Eukaryota, Metazoa, Arthropoda, Insecta, Coleoptera, Coccinellidae. The transcript is spliced from 17 exons. Gene Ontology annotation, molecular function: Notch binding; calcium ion binding. Gene Ontology annotation, biological process: heterophilic cell-cell adhesion; multicellular organism development; Notch signaling pathway. The coding region runs from base 139 to 3996 and encodes 1285 amino acids.
GGGCACUCGCCGCUGGCCCCCAGUUAGUAGUCGACGGGCAGUCAUAGAGUGCGCGUCGUGCUUUAGUUUGACGUGUGAUGUAAAGUGGUUUUGCGUCCAUGACGCUGUUGCGCAUCCCUUACGAAAGUGACAGUGACCAUGUGCGGGGUUAUGUGGCGCCUAUUAUGUAGAUGCUUGACUCAUGGAUAUUUAUUACAUUUCUUCUUGCUGUUUUUGCUACUCUUACAGUGCGCGAAUGGAUCGGGAUUCUUUGAACUCCAAGUACUCGAGAUGGCCAACCCCCGGUCCGAACUCACGACAGGGGAGUGCUGCGGGGGUGCGUCUCGCAACCCCCUCACCGCGCGUUGUACAACCCCAUGUAACACUUUUUUCCGGCUGUGUCUUAAAGAAUACCAGAGCAACGUGACAAGCACCGGUACUUGUUCCUUCGGGAACACCUCGAGCAGUGUCUUGGGACAAAGUUCGUUCACUUUAGCUGAUCCUGAAAGAGGGAAGCUGGUGCUGCCAUUUUCAUUCAGAUGGACGAGAUCCUUCACACUCAUCCUACAGGCUGUGGACCACAACAACUUCACAUCACCAGGAAAUCAAGAAAUCAUCGACGAGGCAACUUAUUCAGGAAUCAUAGAUCCCAGUGCGGAAUGGCACACCCUCAACCAUAAAGGACCACGAGCGAGUCUCACAUACAGGGUGAGAGUGAAAUGCGAUUCACAUUAUUACAACGCAACCUGCACGAAAUUCUGUAGGCCAAGGGACGAUAAAUUUGGCCAUUAUAUCUGUGACGCCAACGGAGAUAAAGAAUGCAUAGAUGGAUGGAAAGGAACCACUUGUGAUGUUGCUGUAUGCAAACGAGGAUGUCAUCCGCUCCAUGGUAAAUGCGAUAAUCCAGAAGAAUGCAAUUGUCGACCAGGAUGGCGAGGAGACUUCUGCGAUCAGUGUGAGCCAUAUCCAGGAUGUAAACAUGGAUACUGUAACGGAUCUUCUUGGCAAUGUAUUUGUGACACAAAUUGGGGAGGAAUCUUAUGUGAUCAAGAUCUGAACUACUGCGGAACUCAUGAACCUUGUAUGAGUGGAGGAACUUGUGAGAACACAGCGCCGGAUAAAUACAUGUGCACUUGCCCAGACGGAUUUUCGGGAGUAAACUGCGAAACCGUCGACAACCCAUGUGCUCCUGCUCCUUGUCUACACGGCGGCACCUGUUUGGAGGAAGGCGGAUCCUUUAGCUGUGAGUGCGCUCCUGGAUGGACAGGCCCAACCUGCAAUAUAGAUAUCGAUGAAUGUGCAUCAGCUCCUUGCCAAAAUGGUGGAACGUGUGUCAAUUUAGAAGAUUCCUUCAAGUGUGAUUGUCCACCUGCUUGGGAGGGAAAUGUCUGUCAAUUCGAUGCUGAUGAGUGUCUUGCCAACCCUUGCAUCAACGCAUUUUCUUGUACAAAUUUGGUGGGCGAUUAUGUCUGUAAGUGCAGAGUAGGAUGGAUGGGAAAAAACUGCGAUCAGAACAUCAACGACUGCGUUGGACAAUGUCAGCACGGAGCAACUUGCAUUGAUCUGGUCAACGACUAUCACUGUGCUUGCCAACCAGGAUAUACAGGUCGGGACUGCGCCACUGAUAUAAACGAUUGUGCUUCGAAUCCUUGCAAAAACGGAGGAGAAUGUGACGACCUGGUAAACGGUUACAGAUGUAUUUGUCCUGUAGGAUUCACAGGACACGAGUGCGAGAAUGACUAUGACCAUUGCAGUCCAAAUCCGUGUCAAAACGGAGCAUCUUGCUUCAACACCCAACAAGACUAUUAUUGUCACUGUCCAGAAGGAUGGCAUGGAAAAAAUUGCAGCCAACCAAAAUUAUUGUGCGACAACCCUCCAUGCACUGAUAUCGCUUUAGGAAACUGUGAUGGUAUAUGUGGCGAACAUGGAAGGUGUGUAAGCCUAACUGGAAUCGGACAUUCUUGCCAAUGUGAACCAGGAUACACGGGAAAAUAUUGCCAUGAGAAUAUUAACGAUUGCAAGAUUAACCCUUGCGAAAAUGGUGGAACUUGUGUUGAUAAAGUGAAUGCCUUCCAAUGCAUAUGUAAAGAGGGUUGGGAGGGAGCACUCUGUAACAUAAACACAGAUGAGUGCAAUCCAAAUGCAUGUCGAAACAAUGGUACUUGCAUCGACGGAAUAGCUGAUUUCAAAUGCGAAUGCAAAAAUGGAUGGAAAGGAAAAACCUGCAGCUCUAAAGACAGCCAUUGCGAUCAUAACACCUGCAAAAAUGGCGGUACUUGUCAAGAUCUUGGAAACACGUUUGUUUGUCGUUGCUUACCAGAUUGGGAAGGUACAAUGUGCCAUAUUUCUAAGCAGGCUGCUUGUAGAUCUAGUCCUUGUCUCAAUGGAGGCACAUGUGUUAAUACAGAUGAUUACUACAGGUGCAUAUGUCGGGAUGGUUUUCAAGGUAAUCAUUGCCAAGAUGAUGUCAAUGAUUGUCAACCUCAACCAUGCUAUAAUGGAGGGAAAUGCAUAGACGGUGUGAAUUGGUUCCUCUGCGAAUGUGCUGCUGGUUUCACAGGUCCUGAUUGCAGAAUCAACAUAAAUGAAUGUGCUUCAAACCCUUGCGAGUAUGGUGGCACUUGUGUAGAUGAAAUAGGAGACUAUCGGUGUAUCUGUACUCCUGGAAGACAUGGCAAGAGAUGCAAUUUGGAUAACACUUCAUACCUUCCAUCUCCUGGCAGUUGUCUAUGGGGUGGCCAAAAUUUAGAAAACAACUUCACUUUGCAAAACGAGUGCAACACAUGCAUAUGUAAUAAUGGAAUCGUACAAUGCACUAAAAUUUGGUGUGGACUCAGUAACUGCAGAAGCAGCCACUCGAACUCUAUUUGCAACUUAAAUCAAGUAUGUGUACCCUCUCCUGCGGAAUCAUGUUUAUCUCCACCGUGCCAACCCAACGGAGAAUGUAGAGACUUGGAAGGAGGUCGCAGGGUAAAACCACCACAGUUUCCAAGUCCGCCAAGUUGCUGGCCAAAUCAAGCAACAUUAAGUAACACAUGUGCACGAUUAACUUUACUUGUGGAUAAAAUGAAAUUACCUGUUGGGAUAACAGUUGAAGGGCUUUGCCAGGAUCUCAGAAGAUUAUUAGCUAACCAACAAGCUGCUUCAGGACUGCAAGAAGAGUUGGUACUUUUAUGUGAUCUGAAGUUAGAUUACAAUGACACUAUUGAAGUCACUUUGUAUGGCGAAAGAGGUGUUCUUGAUGGCAUCCGUGUAAUAGGUGAAGUCAUAUCUUGGAAACAAUCCUCCCUUCUAUCUCUUACAUCUAUAGUAGAAGUAAAACUUGAAACAGCAUUAAUUUCAGAGGAAAAGUCAAGUAACAAAUAUUUCAUAGUCCUCAUUUGUUUCAUCCUCCUUGCAGUCAUUGCAGCAGCAGUGUUAACUGUCUUAUACCUAAGGCAUAAAAAGAGAUCCUUGGGAAUGAGUGGUGUAAAUUUAUCUCCAUCAGUAGAUUCAUGCCAUAGAAAUCACGAAGAUGAAAAAUCUAAUAAUCUUCAGAAUGAAGAGAACCUUAGAAGAUACACAAAUCCCCUGAAAGAUGACAUUGGUAGUAUGGGAAGUAUUAAUUCAAAUGGAGCUUGUGGAAUGGACAUGCCCAAAGUAAGUGUAGUGCGGCCUUUAAGCUCAAUGAUUCCAAUGGAAAGUUCCAGUGAAAUGUUGGAAAUGAUCUCUGAAGUAGAUUGUCCUGGGUCUAGAAAAACAAUGCUUGUUAUGCCUGGUACGAGCUCAGAUACUAACAGCCUCAAAGGAUACAACAUGAAUGAGAACAUAAAAGGAGAUGGCUUAAGUCCAGCUCAUCGAAGUAGUCAAAUAAUGCUGUAUAAGGCACAAAAUCCUGAUGUACGAAAAAAUACAGCUGCGUUUGAUGAUUCUUCCGGUCAUAAAGAUUUUAGUAAAAGUAUAAUGAAUGUAAACAAGCAACGGACUUCCCAAAAUACUUCACAAAACAGUUCAGACAUUUUAACAGUGCUUGUUUAAUGUGUAGUGGGCCAGUGAAAUUAUAAUAAAUAUUGAACAUAAAAAACACUUCAAAUUAAUUCUACAGUGAUAAUUGUAAUUUAUUUUCAUUUUGUGCAAUUUAGUUUUAAUUUGAUAACUUCAAAAUUCAAUAUAACAAAAUUUUAUGUAAAAAUUUGCAGAAUGACAUUUAUUUUUCAGGAUGAAUAUAAAUGUUGAAAAGAAUGAUUGACCAAGUGCACACAAAUAUAAUACUUAUAAUGAAGAAAAAUCACCGUAACUCGAUAUGAUAGAUUGAGAUGAUAAUAACUGAGACAUUUAGCUUCGUGAACUUUCCGUGAGAAUUGGGAAAAAUAAGUGAUCUCGUGAUUGAAAAAAUAGACAUGGUGACAACACUCUGUAAUUAACCUAUAGUGUGAUAUUAAUUAAUAAUAAUUGUUUUUUUAUAAAUAUUGUUAGAUUUUGAAAUUAUUUUUAUUUAAAUGCAAUCAAAUAUCUCAUUUUAUGAAAUUGUAAAUACUAAUUUCGUGUUUGUCUAUUUAUAUUUUUCGUAUUUGUUCCUGAUUUUAUAUAUUUUAAUUACUUCAUCUUUAAUUCUAAGAAUAAUAGGUACAUAGUGUAAAUUAAAAUGUUAGAAAUAGAGCAAACUUUCAAAACAAUGUCAUUGUGCCUAAUAUCAAUAAAAAUUAUUCUCUGCUUCGAAAUACUAUCAUUUGAAAUUUAUAAACAUAUAAAUAUAUUUUGUAUACAUGGUGCCACAAUAGCAUUGUUUUGUUGUUUUGGGAGAGUUGCUUUGCUGGAAAUGACUAUUGUAAAUAUGUAAAUAUCAUAGCAAUUAUAUUAAAUUCAGUAUUGCAAAACUCUUUAAAUAUAAUACUCAUUUUAAGACUUAUGUUAAAAGGCUUCAAAGACAAUUUAGUUCAGAUUAUUCUCCUUAUGAAAUUGCCUUGAUUAUUCAACAUUUCCAAGGAAACGUCCCAAUUUGAUUGAUUAUAUUGCCAUUUGAGACUUCUCAAAUAGAAUUUUCUGAUUUUAGUGUACUUAUAGGUGCAAAAUAUGUUUGUAUGAUCUAAGACAAAUUGUUGGAAUAGUGCCUUCAAUAAAAUAGUCCAGAGAUAAUUGUAACUAUUUAUUUCUGUUCAAAGAUUAAUGUAAAUUUUGUAUAAAUAAUUUUUACUGUCACAAAAUGCUUGUGUAAUUGAAUAUAAUAAAAAGUAAAAGCUUCUUGGAAAAUAAAUAGAAAUAAAUGAAUAGUUUGAA